CGCCGGGAAGGGUUCUCUGCGGCCGCCGGGGAGGGUUCUCUGCCGGCCGGCGGCGGAGGAUGCUGCCGCGGCGGCCGCCGGACGACCUUUCACUGAGGCAGGGGCGCCACAGGGACGGUCAGCAGAGCCGCCACCCGCCACCAGGCAGUCGUGGCCCGGAGUCUCCCCGAGAAGGAUUCGCCAGCGCAUCUCCCCAGCAUUCAGCCAUGGUGACACUGCGACUAGUUGCGCUGCUGGCGCUCUGUGCGCUGGCCGCCGCGCAGAACGAACAAAAGUCGAUUGCCGACUUCAAGAAGCCGUUCCGCGUCGUCGCCAACCUGAUUGUCGACGAGAACUUCUUCCUGCUGCGUGAACUGACUGAGGAGGAGCAGAGGACCGGCAAGGUCGACCUGGAGGAUCCCUUCAACGAGAAGAGCCGGCCCCGCACCACCACCACUACCACCACCACGACCACCACCACUACUGCCAGCAGCCGCUCCGCGCUGGCCGGGCGGUUCGCGCAGGACAUCUCCGGCCUCCUCCCGCCGCCCUCCUUGGCUGCCGCCCCCGCCCCCGCCGCUCGCGCCCCCGCCCGGCCGUCGAGCUCGGGAGCGGGCCGCUUCUUCCCCCGUCGGCCCGUCGUCUCGCCUUCUGCCGCGGCGGCGUCCGCGAAGCCGACGCGCCGCGGCGGAGUGAGGAGGAAGGUGGUGCGUCUGCCGGCCCCGCGUCCCGUUGCCAUCACCACCACCACUGAGGCGGCUCCAGUCACCACCGAGAAGCCCACCAAACCCACCAGGCCCACCACCGCCGCUCCCGCCGCCCCGGUCGCCAUCCGCCGUCAGCCGGCCCGCGCCCGCGCCCCCGCUCCCGCCCUGGCCGCCCGCGCUCCCGCUCCCGCCCCAAUCCCUGCCCUGGCCGCCGACCUGGCCCCGGCGCCGGCCCUGACGAGGUUCGACGAGGCGGCGGCGGCCGUGAAGAGGAUCCCGGGCACCUCGCGGCGGGUGGCGCGCGUGGAGUCUGAACGCGAGAGCGACAUCAACUCGCUGCACCGCCGACUGCCUGGUGGCUCGCAGACGGUCGUGCGUGACAUGCACUCGUCCGACUUCAGUUGUAAGGACCGCGAGUACGGUUACUACGCCGACAUGCAGGCCGACUGCCAGGUGUUCCACAUCUGCACCCCGAUCGUGCACCCGGACGGCUUCGCGCAGAACCUCAAACACAGCCUCUUCUGCAACAACGGCACGCGGUUCGACCAGCGCACGCUGACCUGCCGCGAUGAGGCGCUGGCCCUGCCGUGCGCUGAGUCCGGCGACUACUACGCCAGCGUCAAGUUCUUCGAGAAGUUCGACAUCUUCGAGCGCGCCCGCGCCGAGGACGAACAGAGGCGCACCAAGGUCCUGAGCCGGCUGGAGACCCUGGAGGACGUGGAGGCGCUGGAAGCGCAGCUGCAGUAGCUGCCGCACGUCUGUGACCAGGGUGAAUGUGGUUGAAUGUUGAAUGGAUGCAUCAGUAGAUGAUUGACGCCCGUGUGAUGGGUUGAAAGGUGCCGUGAACUGGAUAUGUUGUGUGUUGAACACCUACUGCACGAAGGAGCUUCCAACAUUCUUGCUGCAGCAUAUUAGUGUUGUUGAAGGAUUGUUGGUACUUUUCUGCGCAUCAGAGGUCACGGCACGUCACUGAUGACGGUAGCGAAUGUUCACAUCUUUGGUCCUUUUAUCGAUUCAAUGUGUUUGUUGUGGCGCGCUGGUGUCGACAAUUGCUCUUGUUGCUGAGUGCGUGAGGGUCCGUGUACUGGUUUAUUUCUCUUGUUACGGAGGAGUCGCAGAACCUUACUUUGCUUACCAGUUGGUUGAUCUAUAUUUAGCUAUAAAGAUAAUGACGUCUCCUAAACCUAGUUAUUCGUUUCGUAUAACUUUCCGUGUUUUCCUGUAGUUCAACAAAUUAAUUCGGACAGGCAUGAGCCCAACAUUUUUUGGGGUGUGAUGGCUUGAUGUGAAUAUUGUUAAGGGUAUGAUUGGGAAAAGGUGCACCCCGACAAGCGAAUGCUGUUUUAAGACGAACAUGUCAUGAUGAAACUUUUGUAAUAAAGACAAUGAAGAAG
Molecule: messenger RNA, 2080 nt
Organism: Amphibalanus amphitrite
Lineage: Eukaryota; Metazoa; Arthropoda; Thecostraca; Balanomorpha; Balanidae
Exons: 4
Coding region: 60-1433 (457 amino acids)
Cellular component (GO): extracellular region
Molecular function (GO): chitin binding
Source: RefSeq, a predicted model, not a curated record